Molecule: messenger RNA, 1143 nt
Organism: Triticum aestivum (bread wheat)
Lineage: Eukaryota; Viridiplantae; Streptophyta; Magnoliopsida; Poales; Poaceae
Exons: 8
Coding region: 62-943 (293 amino acids)
Source: RefSeq, a predicted model, not a curated record
GUACCUACCCGUCUUCCUCUCAUCCUCCCGUUGACCGUUGUGCAGCACCAACGACACAGGCAUGGCGAUGAUAGUCGUCAUGGAUGCAGCAGCAGGGAGUUCCUCCGUCCCACCUUCUCCCACGCUUCAUGAUCAACACGAUGAGGGGCUCGCGCUCGCUAUUCUUGCCGACCAACAGCCUAUGGCGGUCGACGAAUGCGAUGAUCCAGAGAUCGAGGUCGACUAUGUACCUCUAAGAGAAGAGGGGCUCGCGCUUACUACUAUUGCUGGCCAACAGCCUAUGGCGGUUGAUGAAUGCGAUGAUCCGGAGAGCGAGGUCCACUUUGUCCCUCUUAGAGUCGUGAGGCCGGAGGAUGAGCAGCAAAAGCGUCCCGGCGGGCGGGUUAAAGUAUGUGCACAUAAACCUAAAAUGCAGAAAAAGAGGAGAAAUAGGCCUGCACGCACCAAGUCUGCUAAGAGUAAUAUGUGGCGUAAACCGGAGUUUGUUUACUGUGACAACAUCAACAUUAAUACGUGGCCGGCAGAUUCCAUACCCGACGACGGUGACAAGGAUGAUAAUUUUGCGCCAACGGGGAAGAGAGGGAGGCCGGCACGCGCCAAGUCUGCAAAGACAAAGACGUGUCGAAAACCAGGGUUUGUUUACAGCGACAACUACAGCAUUAGCAGCAGUGAGAGCGAGAGCGAGAGCGAGGGAAACAACAAUGAUGAUUAUGAUCCGACGGCACCUGAUGCUGAUGGCCACCCAAAGAAAUGUGCAAGAUCUCGAGGGAGGCCGGCACGCGCCAAGUCUGCUAAGAGCAAGAUGUGGCGUAACCCGGAGUUUGUUUGCGGCGACAACAUCAACAUUAGUACCAGUAGUGAGACCGAGAUUGAAAGAAACAAUGAUGGCGCAGACCGCCAUCAUCGCCGAGGGUGUCAGGGCCUCCUCUCCCUCUUCUCGUGAGGACCUCGCGGAGUGGAAGAAGAGCUUGCAGGCGUUGGAGGCCUUGGGCAUGGAUGUGACGUUCCUGCGUGAGCGAGUCGAUGGCCUCCUUGGCCUCCUCGCCGCUGAUGAGGUGGGGAAGAUGAGAGCCUGGGAGUCGAAGAUGGCGACUCUCCAGGAUGCUAUGAGGGUGAUGAAUGAAGAGGUGGAGGAGAGGGAAU